AUGAAAAAUACCUGUCUUGAGCCGAAUUUAGUGACGCUGUUAGUUUUCAUGCUGAUCAAUGGCCUUCUUGGAGCUGAAUUCGGCAAUGGUGAUCCAGAGGAUAAGAAAUGUGUAGUGAAGUUGUUGGAUCAUUUUGAGCACCCAGGUCCCAAUGGUCAGCAUCUAUGUAUGGUUUUUGAUUGUUUGGGGGAUAAUCUGCGGACUCUUAUGGACUCUUUUGAUGGUCGUGGGUUGCCCAUUCAAAUAGUAAAGGAGAUAUGCUUUCAUAGUUUGGUUGGUUUGGAUUAUUUGCGCAGACAGCUCUCAAUUAUACACACUGAUUUGAAACCAGAAAAUAUUGUAUUGCUAUCCAUGAUUGACCCAACCAAAGAUCCUAAGAAGUCUGGAGCCUCACUUAUUCUUCCUAACAGUAAAAACAAGACUAUAUUCGGCUCUAGCGUUACAAAGGAUGUCAAGACAUCCAAUGGGGAUUUGACAAAGAACCAAAAAAAGAAGAUUAAGAGAAAGGCUAAGAAAGCUGCUCAGGGUUGCGUGGGAAGGAAGCUUCUGGAGAAACUGAGAAAGAACCCGAAGCAUCUGGUGCUGCUGAAACUUCUGAUAGGUCAAAUUCAAAUCCAUGUUCCAUGGAAGGAAAACUAG
Molecule: messenger RNA, 639 nt
Organism: Thlaspi arvense
Lineage: Eukaryota; Viridiplantae; Streptophyta; Magnoliopsida; Brassicales; Brassicaceae
Source: the annotation of a GenBank genome assembly